ACACACACCAGAUGACCCCUAGCUUCAACACACACCAGAUGACCCCUAGCUUCAACACACACCAGAUGACCCCUAGCUUCAACACACACCAGAUGACCCCUAGUUUCAACACACACCAGAUGACCCCUAGUUUCAACUACACACCAGAUGAGACCUAGGUUCAGCUAUACAGGUUCAACACAACACAACCUAAGGUAACACAUCUUAUAAACAACAUCUGAGUGUAUGGACUGCUAUAUCUAAACCGUGCAGCUAUCCCAACAUCUCUGUGCAGAGUCACUUUCCCUGGGGGACACUGUUGUCAGUAAAAUAUCUGUCAAAGUCAAGUGGACAUGUCUUAUGAUUCUCAGGGUCUGAAAUAAGUCACGUUGUGUAAGGUCUUGACAACAAAACACAUGUGAUGUUGAAACAGCUGUUUCCCAGUUCCCUGCCCACACACAUAAACACACACUUCGUAAAUACAGUAUUACUCAUUAUUUCUGUUUAAAAUCAAAUCAGACAAUCUAGAGCUCAUGCUUUGAGACUUGACUGCUUUCAACAUGUUUACUAAAUAUGCUUACAUGCUCUCGGGACAUCAGCAGAUCGAUAGACAGCUGCUAUCCUUAACCCUGUGCUUUUACUAAAAUGGUGUGCUCUUUUCACAUUAAACUAAAUGCCUGGCUCUUUCAAAGGAGUUUGGAGUGUGUUUGUUUAGUAAGCAUCAACUCUGAGAUCUAGCAGAUGUUUGCAGUCCCCCCGACCCUGGGAUGUCAGCUCAAAUAAAAAAUGUCCUUUAAUACGGGCCUGUUGACUGGCUAUACCCACUCUUCUACACGUCUGCUCCAAGCUAUCACAAACUCCGAUAUAUCACCUUUGCCCAGGUCACCUACAAUUACAAACUGAUUGGCUCCUCAUUCAGACGACCGCGAUUGCCGACCAACUACAAAAUAUGGGCUAGGCCUCUAUCUGUGUGUGGUAUCUUGAUCAUGAUUUCAGAAGUAUAAUAAUAUAGUUUGCGACCGGGUCCUAUAAGUAGUCUACCUACGGUCUACUGGUAAACGGGGCGGAAAGUAGGGAUACGGUCGGUCAGGGACGCUGGAGCGUUGAAAGAACUCGAAAAACAAAUUAGGUCAGAGACGCUUAGGCGCCAACAGGCUACACUUGACUUCGGUACAGCGCGGAGUAGCCUGCUGGAACGCACUGCCCCGACACUGCAAGGCAUAACAUGUCUCGUCUUAUCGUUCGACUUACCCUCGUCGUCGCUCGCAGGAGAGUGGCUGCCAAUUCCGUGUUAUUGCCCAAGACUGGGGUUCCUGCUUUCAUCCGUCUUGUCUCCACUAGUUCAGGUUUGCGGUCGUUGACUCGUUACGACGAGACAACAGACUGGCAGAAGAAACUGACCCCUGAACAGUAUGUGGUCACGAGAGAGAAGGGGACAGAAAUGCCUUUCAGCGGUCUCUAUCUGAACCACAAUGAGGUGGGGAUGUACCACUGUGUGUGCUGUGACACUCCCCUCUUCAGCUCAGAGGCGAAGUAUGACUCAGGGACUGGUUGGCCAGCGUUCAAAGAGGCUCAUGGGACAUGGGAACGCGAUGAGAGCCACGCAUCCAUAAUCCGUCGCCCUGACAACACAUUGGGCAGUGCAGAGACCGAGGUCCUCUGUAAACACUGUGAUGCCCAUCUGGGUCAUGUGUUUCAGGACGGACCAGAACCCACAGGACAAAGGUUCUGCAUCAACAGUGUGUCUCUCAACUUCAGACCCAGAGAGUCCACACCCAGCAACGAGUUGAACCCUCUAGAACCAUCUGCUUAAGCCACGCCAGAACCGAACUUCACACUCGGAGAGCACAAACACAAGGACAAGUAGAACACAACAUCUGGAUCCGCUUACCCUGACCAGAGAUGGGAUUUUCCAGACCUCUGCAUAAGGAAUGCGUUUUUUUCUUUCUGGGUCUUUCUGGGUCUUUCGGCUCCUGGUCGUAGAUGACACUGUAACAUUCAUGUGCCUGGCUGUGCAGUGUUCCCAAACCUCACCUAGCCACGACAGCUGAGCACUGUUAUUGAGGAAAGGUGAUAUGAUCACAUUUCUGUGUCUGUUUUUAUAGUUCAUUAAAGGGUGUUCGUGGUCACUGGCUCCCUGAGCUCACUGCUUAUAGCUGAUAUUAUGUGCAUCCCUGUCGCCGCUGUAGUUCCUGUUGCAGUUAUUCAGUUCUGAUUAACAGCAAACUCUGAAAUGAACAACUGAUUCUGGAACUGGUUCCGGAACUCACGCAUUCUGAAACUGGCAGAGCAACCGACGGUAGAGCAAAACGAGGAAAGGCCCUGGCUUCCAGAUCGACUGAUCGUCAUCUUAUGACCACUACUGACUAUUUAGGGUUCUCAGUCCUGGGCAGGUUGUGUUCACCGAAAGACAGGUCUUGGCCUCACAUCCUCUGUCUGUGCUAGAACUUGUUUUCCAACUCCCUUUGUAAACCACUUAACAUAGAACACACUCUGUUAAUAAAAUGUGUAUUCCUUUGUU
Molecule: messenger RNA, 2500 nt
Organism: Esox lucius (northern pike)
Lineage: Eukaryota; Metazoa; Chordata; Actinopteri; Esociformes; Esocidae
Gene: msrb2
Product: methionine sulfoxide reductase B2
Exons: 5
Coding region: 1205-1792 (195 amino acids)
Biological process (GO): response to oxidative stress; protein repair
Cellular component (GO): cytoplasm
Molecular function (GO): peptide-methionine (R)-S-oxide reductase activity
Source: RefSeq, a predicted model, not a curated record